Molecule: messenger RNA, 810 nt
Organism: Alternaria alternata
Lineage: Eukaryota; Fungi; Ascomycota; Dothideomycetes; Pleosporales; Pleosporaceae
Product: UPF0057-domain-containing protein
Exons: 2
Coding region: 83-592 (169 amino acids)
Biological process (GO): endosome transport via multivesicular body sorting pathway
Cellular component (GO): fungal-type vacuole membrane; fungal-type vacuole lumen
Molecular function (GO): ubiquitin protein ligase binding
Source: RefSeq, a predicted model, not a curated record
ACCACGCCAGCAUAACAACUGCAACCUUGCACCUACAGCGCCUCGACUAUCUCAGAAAUUUACUUCGUACAUCACCGUCAUCAUGUGCGGCUCCGACUGCUUUCUGAUGCUCUUGAGCGUCCUAUUCCCACCUGUAGGCGUCUGGGUCAAGAAAGGACUCUGUAGCGCCGACUCUCUUAUCAACCUCGCGCUCUGCUGUCUUGGUUUCCUGCCGGGUCUCCUGCACGCCUGGUACGUGAUCCUGCAAAACCCGGACCCGUACGACGCAUACCAUCAAGUACCCGACCGCGAGAACGGUACAACUAGCGACGGCCGAACAACAUACUAUGUUAUCACACAUGAGCAACCGGCUGGACGACAGGCGAACUAUGGCACUGUGGGUAGCCAGCCAAGCAACGGACAGUUCCCCGGACAGCAGAGUGGCGUGACAAACAGUUUUGCGCAGCCAAAGGGACACAAAGCCUCCAAGGGCACUUCGCCUGCGACUGCGCCUGCACCGCAAGGCGGCGAGGGUAGCUCGAGCCAGCCCGAAGGGCCGCCACCGACCUAUGCGGAUGUGAUCAAGGGCGACAACAAGGUUCAAGGCCCGUAGAUUAUGUUGUUGAAAAGAACAGUCUCAAGAGGAGGGGGCGACAAGGUGGUGUAGUUUGUAGCAGCUGGCGCAUGGGAAUGGCUGCGAUAGCAGCAUGGCGUUUAAGGGCUAUGGUUAUCGAUAUCUCGAGUGGGAAGGGAACAAACACUGUAUACUAGACAUUACCAAUGCUGAAUAAUAUCGGUGGACCAUACACCUGCGAGUAUCGACAUGCGACG